This is a messenger RNA of Carassius auratus (goldfish), 2218 nucleotides long. RefSeq lists its product as uncharacterized. The transcript is spliced from 3 exons. Bases 1139 to 2218 code for a protein of 359 amino acids. Gene Ontology annotation, molecular function: zinc ion binding; nucleic acid binding. The record is from RefSeq and is a predicted model, not a curated record. Lineage: Eukaryota; Metazoa; Chordata; Actinopteri; Cypriniformes; Cyprinidae.
UACCAGUUCGCCGAUAAUUAAGCGGUACCUCAGUUGGUAUAAAAGCGGCAUUUCCAAGCAUAGAGGCACGUCAUUUGAUUGCGUCACGGCGUUGCUGCCGUUUCCGGGAUUCCACCGCUCUGAGUUGGAGGUAUGUGUGUUUGGCGUUUUGCCGAUGGCUGGCAGGUGUAUGGUGAAAUUACUAGGUUUUCUGUGCAGCUAGAGUUGGCCCGUGGGAGUUUAUAUGACCGCUAAAAAGAAGGUUGAUCUUCCUCGCGAUGUUAUUUUGACAACUGGAAAUAAAGCGACCAUAUAUGUGUGUUGGACAACAGACUGUAGGUGAUUUGCUUCUCCCCGGAUUCGUGAUCAGCAUAAGGGCGAUCUGGGUGCACGCUUAAUUAGUGAUAUCUGAAGCUGGAGUGGGGUGUAUCAGAGUGGCGGCUAUCUAGGGUGUGGAGGUGGUCUUUUGUCAAAAGUGUGGGGUGUAACUUAUGUUUGUAGUGUAAUUCCACUAGAGUGUCUUUUGAGAUUGAAAUCCACAAGGGAAGGCUGCUUUAAUUUGGGCUGUUGUGAUGCUCCAUGUGUGGCCGACCCACUUUCUGAGACACCCCAGUUCUAUGAUGUAACCUUUUGAGUUAACCCUUUUGAUUUAGUCCUGUUGUUUUAUCGCUUGUGGCUCUGGCCAUUUAUUCUGAACUACUUGUGUUCAUUUUGGUCAUUUUUACCUUUAUGAUAAUAAAGCUGUAUUCUUAUAUUGAUUCACGCCUCAUUGGUGGAUGCUCUGUGGGAGCGAACGAACCGGUGUGCUUUUCUUUAAGUGUUAUUUUCCCCAGGCGUUUAGCCAGGGGUGGCGUAGUCGCUACUACUGAUAAUUAGAGCUCCGUUACCACUUCCCCCCCCAAUGCCACAUUUGGCGUAGUCGGCAGGGUUUGCUCUCAGUAUGAGACAUCAACUUGAGGCGUGGAUGUUUUUAUUCUAGCUGUUUUUGUUUCCCUGGAUUUUCAAUUUGCGUUCUAGCUGUUUUUGUUUUUUCAUCUUUUCUUGUGGUGUUGUUUUUUUGCGUCUAGUACAAGCAAAACAGCGGUGUCCAUUUGGUUAGGAGUGUCUGUUUGGGCUGAAUUCCUUUACCUUGGUAAGUGGUAUUCCUUAUUUUGUCAUCAUGGAAGACGAGUUAAGGGAAUUACGAGAACUUGUAGCCCAAUUAAAAGCCGAUAAUUUAAAGCUGCGUCAGGAGCAGGCCCAGGCCAGUGUACCUGGUCCUAGCAGUGACCAUGUACCAGAGUUCCCUGCAGCAACGCCAUCUGUUUCAGCUGGUGUUGCCGUAGCGGAGCGGUUUGUAUUGGUACCUAGGGACAGAAAAUGCCCCAAAUUUAACGGCAGGUCUGGCUUGGGAAUUAAUGAAUGGGUUGAAGAAGUGCAGGCUUGUAUUCGGGCCCGGCACUUAUCUACGGCAGACCAGUCAUUCUUUUUGUUUGAUCACCUGGAGGGGGAGGCACGUGAGGAAAUUAGAUAUAGGCCAGCAAGUGAACGGGAGGAUCCAGAUAAGAUCAUUGCCGCCUUAAGGGAAUUGUAUGGGGAUACCCAGUCCUAUGUCUCCUUGCAAGAAGCCUUUUUCUCCAGAAGGCAACAGGAGGGAGAGACUCUUUUAGAGUUCUCUCUUGUCCUGAUGGGCCUCCUGGAGAGGGUGAAGCAGAGGUCACCGGUUAUGUUGUCCAAUGCAGAAACUUUGUUGCGCGAUCAAUUCGUGGAAAACGUCCUUGAUAGUACGCUACGUCGUGAGUUAAAGCAAUUGGUCCGUCGUCAACCCGAAGUAACAUUACUGCAUGUUCGUAGUGAAGCUAUUCGAUGGGAACGGGAGGGUUUGCCUGGGGGUACAAGAAGCCGUAGUCAUUCCGUCCCCUUAGCCCAUGGCUUUCAGUAUGGGGUUCAAAGCAGUGCACCUUCACGGGUGGACCAACCCUCUCCGUCUGUAGAAAUGAGUGAGCUUAGAGAGAUGUUGAAACUGCAGCAGGAACAGUUAACUCGGCUUACUCAAAGUGUUGCUCAGUUACAAAACCCGUCACGCAGUGUUCGAGCAGUAGGUGGCCCUGUGACCUGUAGGAGGUGCCAAAAACCUGGUCAUUUUGCGAGGGAUUGCGAUGGGGAAAGGGUCCCACCCCGCUCUCCCUCUGUCACCCGUCCUAAUAAUAGGGCUUUAGUAGGGGCAUUCCCUCGUUCAGGUGCGGAGUCGGGAAACUAG